AUGCACACUCGCACGCGCCCACGGCAGAACCGAGCAGCGCUCGCCUUGAAACAAACAGAAGCGCAGACAGCCAGGCAGCCAAGGCAGGCAGGCGAGACCCUGGCUGGCUUGUCGCGACCAACACGGCCUCCAGAGCCACUCUACGUCUUCGCAACCACCAUCUCGCAGGCCGCCUCUCCAUCUCAUCCGCGACAGAGCCCCGCCCUACCUCAUCAUCCGAAUCGCCGAAUCGACUGCAUCCUCCUGCUCACUAACGUCAACGACACCACCAUGAUCCGGCGGCCGCCCACCACGCUCAACCUGCAAGAGGCCGACGUCGAGACGCUCAAGGCCUACCGUCGUGCCAGAAUCAUUGAGGCAUCGCAACAGGCCGCGCGCUCGGGCACCGCCUACCAGGGCGCGGCAACCACGAACGCUCACAUGGCCGACCACCGGUACGACCACGCCGCAGCCGAUUCGCAGUCGCAGACGCAGCCCGGGCUAUCGCAGCAGGAAAACAUGGGCGCCCGCGGGCCUGCCACCUGA
This is a messenger RNA of Pseudozyma flocculosa PF-1, 525 nucleotides long. RefSeq lists its product as uncharacterized. The coding region runs from base 1 to 525 and encodes 174 amino acids. The record is from RefSeq and is a predicted model, not a curated record. Gene Ontology annotation, cellular component: anaphase-promoting complex. The transcript has a single exon. Lineage: Eukaryota; Fungi; Basidiomycota; Ustilaginomycetes; Ustilaginales; Ustilaginaceae. Gene Ontology annotation, biological process: anaphase-promoting complex-dependent catabolic process.